AUGACGCGAUCAUUACCAACAAAACAGCAUGCGUUUCCAUUUCCAUCCGCGCCUCGAUCGCCAGAUGACACGUCCCCUGCUCAAGUGCAAUUGGCAGCAGCUGCUCUUGAUCGGCUGUCAAUGGCACCCGCAUCACAAGAAGACGAGAAGCGAUGUAUGCGCGUUCCGUUCCAUGAUGAAAGCGAUGGCGUUGCAGCUAUUCGUGACCGGUUGGGUGGCGCUGCCCAUUGCUCGGCAUUCAUCUCAAAGUUAUGGCACCUCAUGAUCAACCCCGACCUGUACGGCAAGUAUAUCCGCUGGAAUGAAGCUGGCGAUGCCAUCAUUAUCAAUAGCGAGCCAGAAGUGGCCGCAGAGUUUGCUGCGGAGGUGCUGCCCAGGUUGUUCAAGCACGGUAAUAACGCCUCGUUUAUACGUCAGCUUAACUUGUAUGGAUUCCAGCGCGUGUCCUCUUCUCGGCUUUUGGAUGCUGCCGAGAUGCGCGCUGUCGCAGCACGGACAAGCGGUUCAAAUUGGUUUGGUGCACCUCCGCCGUUUAAUACGGCGAUGGAGCUAUAUGGCGCACAUUCCAGCUUUGCACACCCUCGCUUCCGGCGUGGUCAUGAGGCAUGGCUUGUGAGCAUGAAGCCCCGCUCGUCGAAGAAAUCCAAAAAAACCUCGAGCGAAGACACAAAGACCUCGUGA
Messenger RNA from Malassezia globosa CBS 7966, 681 nucleotides. RefSeq lists its product as uncharacterized. Gene Ontology annotation, biological process: regulation of DNA-templated transcription. The coding region runs from base 1 to 681 and encodes 226 amino acids. The record is from RefSeq and is a predicted model, not a curated record. NCBI's taxonomy places the organism in Eukaryota, Fungi, Basidiomycota, Malasseziomycetes, Malasseziales, Malasseziaceae. Gene Ontology annotation, molecular function: sequence-specific DNA binding; DNA-binding transcription factor activity. The transcript has a single exon.